UUAAGUUGUUGUGAAGCGCACGGGCGGAACGGACACGAAUCCGCCUCGCGCCGGCGCGCGGCUGCACGUGCGACACGUGUAGUACCUACUAAAUCCAUCAAAAGCUGCCCGCGCCCGGCGUCGCAGCGUGCGACCGCGCACAACACCGCCUAACCGUAGGAAGGGCUGCCCCGUGAUCAGAACGAUGGGCUGCUGCUGCCCCGACAACACAGAAAAGAAGGCGCAGUCGCGCGAGGAACGGGCCAAGGAGGCCGCCGCGCGGAAGCGGGAGGCCGCGCGGAAGGCCGCGAAGCGGAGCGCCUUUGCGUUUCGGCACGACUGGCGGCAGUCCCUCAGACAAAGCAUGUACGCCUUUGGAGUGAUGAGCUUGCUGUGUCUCUGGGGCUACCACGACCGCGAUUCGUGGUAUUUGCGAUUUGUUGCUGCCUUAUGUGUCUGGAUUGCGUAUAUUUUGCUCGUAUUGGAGGGUCCUUGUUUACUAGGAUGGGCCUUUACGAAGAUCGGGCAGAUCGUGGACCCCAGCGAAGGAGCUAAAAUAGGCGCUGUCUUAAUAUCGCCCUGGAUUGGUAGAGACGCGGUCGGCGGGUCUCCGCGACUCCAUAUCGUGUUCACGUUGCUCGGAUGCGCGAUGACGGACGUAGAGAUCGAGAAAGAAAGCAGUUACGGCUUCGUGGGCUGGGCUGAUGCUGUACAUAUUCGCAUGUCCCUGGACUGGAGUGACGUCACUGCUGUCUAUGCGAUGGUUUGUGAUCAGAUACGACGGUAUCGUGCAAAGCAACCGAUGCGCGAUGUUAUAUUGAGGAUCGACGAGAUCCGCGUGCAGAAGGCGACGGGCGUCAUGGAACUCGUAAGGGGCGAACUUAAUUAUAGGUUAUUCAAGCGACGCGUGGCCGAAGAUGAGGUAAGGCAGCAUUUUGAGCGCGUACCGAAUUACUUGAAAUGUUCCAUAAUAGCCUACGAGCACCUGUCCACGCAAAGGGUGCGGCCGACCAUCGAAUGUGUAUUGCGGGAAAGACGGUUCGAGACGACGCGAGGCACGAAACAGGGGCCCGGCGAGGCCUCGGCCUGGGCUGCUGUGUUUGAGGCGCCCGCGCCGGACUGCGCCGCGGUCCUGGAAAUCGCGGCGACGCCGAAUCAAGGCAAGAAUUAUCAUUUUGGCGACUGGGGCGUCAAGCUCCAGCACUUAAGAAGGAUGGCUUCAGUUGUAGAAAAGGGUACUGGUAAGUUCGCAAAAUUACCGGAGAAGCUCUGCCGCUUCUAUGGGUUGAGGAAGGCUCAGAUUGCGUGGGGUGCUGAUUACGUGCGAUUACGAGGCAGGUGCGAACUGCGCUCGGCGAAGGACCCGGAAGUGGUCCAGGGCUUGGUGCGGUUUGAUUUGACGUGGUCCUAUGAAGCAAGAGCGCCCGACGCUCUUCAAGAGUUAGCAGUGUUCCAACGAGGCGCGCUAGAUCAGUACCUGACCUACUCGCACGAAAAGGCCGUCAUGUACCGGGCACAAACAAAUGCGGACCCCUACCACGACCCCAUGAAGGUCGCGUGUGCGGGGUUUCGGAUUGAGGAGUUAAGGAUUCAGUUGGACGCGUUCUUUGAGCAUGUUGACGAGCACAUCGAAGAGUCCAAUGUGCAUAAAACGGCCGCCAAGGAGAAACUACUCGAACUAGAAAUGGAGACGGACGCUAGAAUAGCGGCCCAGAAGGAGUUGGAGGACAGCGAGUUCGUCAAGGAUUCGUUAACGUUGGACGCCGGUUGCAGAGACACAGAGGGCCGGAUCCAGGGCAAGACGGCCUGGGACUUUGUCACGGACGUCGAGAAUGAUGCAAUUGAUCAGUUGACGAGAGAUUGGGGAUUUAGGGGGGGCGUGCUUACCGGUGCGACGCGGUACUACAAGCGGAAGGUCGCGCGGGACUGCUGCUCGGACUUUUGUGCGAAAGAAAGAGCAAGAAGACGUAGGUGCGCAUACAAGUGGCGAAGAUGUCGGUACGACUGCCUGUUCUUCUGGAAGUGCUACAAGAAGUCGAAAUACGUCAGUCAGCGAGAUGUUGGUUGUUUGUCCGAAGGGACGCUGCGGGUCGAAGGGUUACUGUUGAAGAGGCGCGCGACGAAGUGCUGCUGCUGCCGGGAAUCGCGGUGGCGCCUCGUCCACGCGGCCAUAAGGGACGACGUCCUCUACUACGCGCCGCGGUGCGCGGGCUGCGACGUCGGGACCACCAAACGGCUACCGUUGCACUGCGUGUCGGCGAAGUACUUCGCGCAGAAGGGCAUUUUGAGGUUGACCGUGAAGAAGGGCGGCGCGGGGCGGCCCCGCGGCAUCGCCUUCGACUUCGCCGUGCCCUAUACUCAGAGCGGCCUGCGGGGCCUCGCGCCGGCGCCUCCUUAUAAACCGGACGCCGGCGAGAUCCGGCCCUGGCACGACGCCGUCCGCGACGCGAAGUGCGACGCGCUCUCGCGGGAGGAGGGGUAGCGCUAUCACUAACUACACAAUUUAAGA
Messenger RNA from Pelagomonas calceolata, 2488 nucleotides. Lineage: Eukaryota; Pelagophyceae; Pelagomonadales; Pelagomonadaceae. The record is from the annotation of a GenBank genome assembly.